AUGGAAAAGAGCAAAAGAUGCGCCACGUUGCUUGAUGAUGACGCGGAGCGGAGCCACAACGGCAAACACCGCCGCCGGCCACCGCAAAGCCACAACAAGAUACGGCACCGUUUUAUCAUAGUUGUUGCCGUUUGGAUCGCGGUGGCCUCUUCCCUGUUCCUGCGCGCCUUCACAGCUCCCACCACCAUCUUCGCCAUCCCACUACUCCACUCCCCACCUUAA
Messenger RNA from Linum tenue, 222 nucleotides. NCBI's taxonomy places the organism in Eukaryota, Viridiplantae, Streptophyta, Magnoliopsida, Malpighiales, Linaceae. The record is from the annotation of a GenBank genome assembly.